Cotesia congregata is the source of this 1734-nucleotide messenger RNA. The record is from the annotation of a GenBank genome assembly. Lineage: Eukaryota; Metazoa; Arthropoda; Insecta; Hymenoptera; Braconidae.
AUGGAUCCAUCAAUGUUUGUUACUUACUCACCGCAGGCGAAUGUCGUCCCGUUGGAGUCCAAGCUUGCUACUUAUAUGAACCGCCAAAGCCCAGCUACGACACUUAAUGCCAAUGUUGUGACGAAACAUCUGUCUAACUUGUCUCUGGAGUCGAGUAAAAAAGCUACAGCGAGUCCAGAGUUUUUGCCAGGACGUGGGUUAGCUGGUAGCACCAGCAGCUCACCGAAUCUUUUUGCUAAUUCAUAUCAUUCCCAGGAGAAUGUCGGAGGAACGACGUAUUUUUAUGUUAAUAAUACUGCUGACAAUGUUGCUGAUGAUGGAAAUGAAGUCAUCGGCAACAGUCAGGUAGGAUAUGUUUAUCCAAAUACACCAGGACACCUUCAAGCAACGAAACCAAUAAAAGUACCAGCAGCAAACAGUACAUCAGCACCGUCCACGCCACCACCUCCCCAAGUAAAUUCGAGUUUUUUUAUGAGCACCAAUCUACGUAUGGAUAUCCUCCAAAAAAAUUCGCUGACGUUAAGCCAACCCGAUCCAGCACAAUUUCCCGACUUGCCAACGGAGGUUGAUAAUUACCACGAACUUUGUCCAUUGGAGCCGAUUCAUAAACCUGCUUCAACUGUGUUGGGGUACCAAACUUCUACCUAUAAAGCUACUAGCUUGAAAAAUGGAGUUCGUUAUUGUCUACGUCGUGUCCAUGAUUUUCGACUUGGCAAUACAAAAUGUAUGGUACUAGUAGACAUGUGGAAGCGCAUAUCUCACACAAACGUGGUUCAACUUCUCGAAGUUUUUACAACAAAAGCAUUUGGCGAUAAUUGUGAGUAUAAAAAACCUAUCGUAUUUGUGUACGACUAUCAUCCUGGCGCCGAGACACUUCUCAGCAAACAUUUCUCAGGGACAGAGUUAAACGGAUACGCUGAUCCGUUCUGUUCGGACCCUAAUGCCCCACGGCCAUACAGUCAUACGAAAAAUACAAUAUUACGGCAACAACACUCCAGCAUGCUCCCGGAGAGCGUUAUUUGGAGUUAUAUAAUACAACUAACUGCUGCAUUACGAGUUAUACAUUCUGGUGGAGUAGCGUAUCGAUGUUUAGAUCCAACAAAAGUUUUACUGACAUCACGAAAUCGUUUGCGUUUAAGUUGCGCAGCAGUACCCGAUGUCGUGACAUUCGACGGUAACGCAGCGAACCCAUUGUCGCUUAUUCUUCAUUAUCAGCAAGAAGAUCUUAUUGCUCUUGGAAAAUUGGUAUUAGCAUUAGCAUGCCGCAGUUUAUUGGCCGUCCAUCGUGAUAAUAUUCAAGCAUAUUUGCUGUCAGAUCAAGCACGAAAAAGUGUAACGGAUCUAAUGCCGAUGAUCGGAGCACGUUUUUACACUCAAUUGGACGCUGUCCAGCAGCGCGCUGACGUCCAUGAGAACGAGCUGGCUAAAGAGCUCGAGAAUGGUCGGCUGUUCAGGUUACUGGUGAAACUCGCGACUAUCAACGAAAGGCCAGAGCUUAAUAUGGAAUUAACAUGGGCCGAGACUGGCGAUCGGUAUAUGUUGAAGUUAUUUAGAGACUACGUUUUUCACCAAGUCACCCCUAACGAUCGUCCCUGGCUUGAUAUGGCACACGUCAUUUGUCUAAUGUCGCGUGACGAGCAAAGUGUAUUGGUUGUAAGUUACGCCGAGCUGAGACAAUGCUUGGAGAAUUCAUUCGAUGAGCUCGUUCAAGCCGCUAAAGAUGCCGUCGUCUAA